Carassius auratus (goldfish) is the source of this 2753-nucleotide messenger RNA. Its product is annotated as interferon lambda receptor 1-like. The coding region runs from base 263 to 1567 and encodes 434 amino acids. Gene Ontology annotation, biological process: cytokine-mediated signaling pathway. Gene Ontology annotation, molecular function: cytokine receptor activity; protein binding. The record is from RefSeq and is a predicted model, not a curated record. Gene Ontology annotation, cellular component: plasma membrane. NCBI's taxonomy places the organism in Eukaryota, Metazoa, Chordata, Actinopteri, Cypriniformes, Cyprinidae. The transcript has 9 exons.
CUUCAUAACAACAAUUAUUUUGAUCAGUUAUUGUGCUUGUUACAGAUGCAUGCUGGGUGGAGACAGAUGACGACGACAGGAGACAUUCCACCCUGGAAACUGGAACAACCUGUUUUCAUGUUUCAGUAUGCUGCUGGUGUGUAAGAUGGACCUGCUUUCUUCGGGACUGUUGUUUUAUUUAUAGAAAAAUAAGACUCCAGCGAGGGGCAAUUGAGGAUAAACUUCCAGCCUUUUUAAAGGUUUGACAUGAUUUAUUGACACUAUGACCAACUUCCUAGCCUGCAUUUUCACAUUGCUCCAGAUCUGUGUGAUGCCAUCCCUAGCAAUUAUUUUUCCUCCAAAGAACCUGACUGUGGGAUUAUUGGAUUUUAAGGCUACAGCAGAAUGGCUUCCUGGGAAAGGAAAUCCUCCUGACAGCAGAUAUACCUUGGAGUUUAUAACUGCACAAGAAAUGUCUGGACGAAAGUGGAAUCGCUCUCCAAACUGCACUAACAUAAAAAUACUGAAAUGUGAACUGACCUUCAAUAUGCAAGCUGAGCUUCACUGGAAUUAUUUUGUGAGGGUCAAGACUACAUUUAAAAAUAUGAGCUCCAACUGGACAACUAUUUCAAAGUCUUUCCAGCCAUAUGGAGACACACGCCUGAGUUCCCCAGAUGUAAAAAUCUCAACUGAACAAAAGUCCAUUAAAAUUGAUUUUAGUCAUUGGCUGGAAUUAAAACCAGAGCUCAAACCACUGGAAUACCUGCUAUACCUUUUAGAGAACAGUCCUGCAGGGGAAUCAACGUUUUUAGCACUGAUAUCAACCUCAGAAUCUCCCUUCAUAUUCCAUGAUGUGUCAUCCGGCAAGAACUACUGUGUUAGUGUUUCUGCCAGUCAUCAACAAGUCUUAAAGUACAACAACUUCAACACCACCAAAUGUAUAUUUGUAUUAGAUUCUACUAGAAGCUUUAGGCCAAUGGUGUGGAUUGUGGCUACACUGCUAAUUAUUUCAGCUGGGAUUUUGUUUUCUUUUGGUUAUUUUUACCACAUGAGGCAUAAAAACAAGAAUCCCCACAUUCCAAAACCUUUGGUUGUUUUUCCAGGAUAUAAAUGGGUCCUAAAACUGAUCCCUGAGGAAUACCAAAAAGUUACAGUGACCCCGCCAAAAACAGUAAAGAACACAGACGGCUAUCUGUUCUAUGAACCAACAUCCUUCACCAAUGUUACCCCUCCAGAGCAAGCUCAAAUCAGAUCAAAUCAGUGUUAUAAAAACACACUAACUGAUGAUUUGGAGGAUAGUGAAGAUGUUGAAAAUGUAAUAUCUGAAGAGCAUGAGGAAAAUAUACAUCCAGGUAGCGAAUCUGAAUCUGGAUCUUCCAGUACUUGUACUUUAAACUAUUUGAGAUCAUCCAAAAUACUACAAACUGUUAUUAUGAACACGUUUGUAAACCUAGAUAUGAUUAGAUAUUAUGCAGAAGAAACUAUUUCCUGUUCUUCUGGCAAUGGCUGUGAAAGAGAAGUGCCUGCUGAGGAGGAGGUUGACUUCUCACCUGAUUUCUCCUCAGACAGUGGCUAUGAACCAAGAUAAAAGUAUUUAUGAACUUCCAAAGCUCUACUAUCUAAACUAUGAAGGCUCUUAAAGAGGAGAUACAUAUCCUGAACCUACUUUGAAAGGUGGAGUCUGCAAGCAAAUUCAAGCAAAAAGUAUCCACCUUUCACUUGAGCCAUGCAAAAUGGUGUUAAAUUUGGUGAUGCUGAAGAUUAGAACAUCCGUAACAUCAAGGAAUAACACUUGAGAAGGUUCUGGUAUAGAAACCUAAUCUGGGUUGGUUAUACCUGGAGAGAACUAUCUGUUAACAUACCCAUUCAUCUUAAAAGCACUUAUAGUUUUCUCCCGCAUAAGGAACUCUUGGAUCUUCAAGAUAUUAUGCUCUUUACACAAAAAUCUGACUCUAAGACUGACUUCUGUAUGGUAGAAUAUAAGGAACUUUGGACCUAAACAUUGAUGGUUAUUGGCCAUCUUGUUGCUGAGUGCCCAGUUGAGGUACUAUAAGCAGGUAAUGUUGAACACAUUUUGAACUAUGGAAGGUGCGCCUACUUCAGGAAUAAGUUUGAGCUGCACAUUCUGUCACUGUGAUGCAUCUUAAUGGCAAUAAAUGGCCAUUCAGACAUUUUGAUGAUGGACUCCAGGUGCUACAUGAAGUAAAUUAAGAUGCAGUGCAAUACCUGAUUGACCUGAAAUAUUGGACAGUUGAAAUUUUAUUCUAUUGUAUUCGAAAGUGUGUUCAGAUUUCUGUAAAAAUCUGUUUUAAAAAAUUGACUAAUGGAAUAUAUAUUUUUUAACAUCCUCUCUUUUGACAAAUUUCACAGUAUAAUGCAGUUCCCACAGUUCUUUUCAUAGAAUUCUUGUCUUAGUUUUUUAACAGAUUCAAUUAAUUUUUGUUCUGAAUUAUUACAGUAUUUGUAAAAGGAAUAUUUAGACAUCUAAAAGUUAUAAUUACUACUGGCACACUUGCACAAAAGAUAUAAAUAAUCUACAUGUAUCUUUCACGAAACAUCAGUUUUACUGUCCCGGUUAUAUUUUCACGUCUUAUCCUACCAUUUGUAUGUGAAUGUGUUUGUACUUGUUUUCUAUAAGGCACUUUCUAAACAUUUUCUAUUUUAAAAUGGUGCUACAAUAUCUAGUAAAAUGUUAUUAUUAUUAUCCUGGGUUAUAUGUAUAUUGGGGCACAAGUCUGUAUUGUCAUUUAAAAAUAUGACAGCCUGAGAGUGAG